GUGUGUGUGUGUCUCACACGCGGAAACAAUCUUACUCCCUCACACACAUGUUCUCACACACACACACACACACUCUCUCUCCUCUGUGUCUCCGUGUUGGACCAAACAGAGCACAGGAGGAGGCAACAGGGGAGAGGAGUGGAAGGAGAAAGGAAGAGGACACGAGGAGGGGGAGAAGGAGACAGACAGCUGAGUGGAGGGAGGUUUUCACACCACUUUACCAUCAUCUGAUCUGACAUGGCCACCGCAUAGGAAUCUGGUGCCACGGCAACCGGCAGCUUGGCGACGAAGUAUCUGAGGAGAAGGAGACAGAGACGCUCGGAGGAGGAACACGGAGAGGGAUGGCAGCGGAGGAGAAGCCCGGUGUGAAGAGCAGCAGCUCCAUACUUCCCUGCUUCCUGUUUGUGGAGCUGGUGAUCAUGGCUGGGACGGUGCUGCUGGCUUAUUACUUUGAGUACACGGACACCUUCCCGGUGCACAUCCAGGGCUUCUUCUGCUAUGACAAGACCUUUUCUAAGCCCUACCCCGGUCCAGAGGACACCAGCAAGAUCCCGCCGGUGCUCAUCUACUCGCUCGUCACAGUCAUCCCCACACUCACGAUUCUGGUCGGAGAGCUGUGUGCCUUCUUCAGCAAGACAGAGGGAACGCGGGAGAAGACCAUCGUCACCGCAGACUGCUGCUACUUCAACCCCCUGCUGAGACGCAUCAUACGUUUUCUAGGUGUUUAUGCCUUCGGCCUCUUCACCACCACCAUCUUUGCCAACGCGGGCCAGGUCGUGACAGGAAACCAGACGCCUCACUUCCUGUCCGCCUGCCGACCAAACUACACAGCGUUGGGCUGCCAGUCCACCAUGCAGUACAUCACAGAGCGCCGCGCCUGCACAGGCAACCCACUGACUGUCAUGACGGCACGGAAAUCUUUCCCUUCAAAAGACGCAGCGCUCAGCGUCUACUCUGCCAUUUACACAGUGAUGUACGUGACGCUGGUGUUCAAGACCAAAGGCACGCGGCUGACCAAGCCCACCAUCAGCCUCACCCUGCUCUGUCUGGCCAUGCUCGUGGGCGUGGUCAGAGUGGCCGAGUACCGCAACCACUGGGCCGACGUUCUGGCCGGAUUCUUCACCGGGGGAUCCAUCGCUGUGUUUCUGGUGACGUGUGUGAUUAACAACUUCCAGCAGUUGCAGUCCAGUAUCGCUCCACAGCGACCCCAGCGCCCCGAGUCCAUGCUGGGCAUGCCCAUGGUGACCCUUCCCUGUGUGGAGAGUCCACUCGAAAAGUUAAGUGGUCCUCAGCAUCCCACACUCUCCUCCUCCUCUACCCUCUACAACACCUACGUCCAAUCAUUCUGAACAACUUUGACUCCUUUUUGCCCGUCCCAUCCCUCCCUCCCUCCCUCCCUCGCCCUCCUCUCCAUCGUCUCUUUGCCUCAUUUCUGUUUUUUGCCCGUCUCUUCUUCGCUCCUCAUCCCGCGCAUUGCUCUGAAUUUUUCUUUUCUUCACUUCUUCUUUUUCCUUCACCCUCCCUCUCUCUCUCUCUCUCUCUCUCUCUCUUUCUGUCUCACUCCUCUCUUUCCCCUGCAGACUCCGCGGGGAUCUCCGUUCUCCGAGAUCACAUGACCAUCAGCCCUAUCGGUUCCCCGCCACCCCCGAUGUCCUCGUUCCGACUCGCUCCAUUUCCAGCGAAGUCUAGACCAAUCGGAGCAGCACUCGCCGCACUGCGCCGCCCAUCCGGCUGGGCGGUACGCGACACUGCACCGCUCCUAUUCCACCCAGGUCUAGGCCGAUCAUAGCCCACAAAAUACACACACACACACACACACACAGCAUCUCUAUCCCCGGGGAACCGAUAGGCAAACUCUUACGCAGACUUUCUCUGUUGCUGGACUCUCAGUAAAGUAAAUCCUGAACUUUUCGUACAAAGUCAGGUACAUAUUUGAUUUUCUUCAUUUUGAAUAUUGUACUGAAAGACAUUUUUGUAUAAACGGUCAUGUGAUGCUUCAGUGGUGCGCUGGGAAAAGGAACCUGCAUCACACUGUGACCUCUGAGAAUGUCCACUGAAUAUUUAUUCACUCACACAAUUGUAUGAAUGAGUCACUCCACCCCCCAACCCAACC
Messenger RNA from Solea solea (common sole), 2113 nucleotides. RefSeq names its product phospholipid phosphatase related 2a (gene plppr2a). The record is from RefSeq and is a predicted model, not a curated record. The transcript has 9 exons. The coding region runs from base 342 to 1349 and encodes 335 amino acids. Gene Ontology annotation, biological process: signal transduction; phospholipid metabolic process; phospholipid dephosphorylation. Lineage: Eukaryota; Metazoa; Chordata; Actinopteri; Pleuronectiformes; Soleidae. Gene Ontology annotation, molecular function: phosphatidate phosphatase activity.